CCGAUCUCCAGUACAAUCGAGCGCUACGGUUCGUGCGUACACAACUCGAAAACUCAAUAUGCGCGACGCGACGCGAUUGUAAGACGAAAGAUGUUUUUAAAAACUCAUUAGUGAAAUAAUGUUAAACAGUUAAUGAAUAAACGUUAUUAUAUAUCGUGUAAGUGUAGACGUGAGUGUAUUCGUUUUUCACCCGGUCGCCGGCGACGCGGCACGCGACGGUAAAAAAAAGCAACCAAUGUCAGCUCAGUGGAUUGUUGGUAUAAACCAGUGUUGUGUAGUUUAAAAUAGUUAAAUGGAUACACGCCGGGCAAUGUUCGUAUGAGGAAGAAAGGCAACCGAAACAUUAUGUCGGUGGGCCUACAGCGGCGUGUGCCCGCGCUGGACGAGGCCGGGGGCCCGGGGUGGAAGUCCAGCGAGCCGUUCCCCUCCUUCGCGCCCCCAGCGGGCUCCCCCGCGGGGCCGGCCUUCGCCGCCUCCCCCGCGCCCUCCACACCCGGCCCGGGGCCCGGCUUCGCGGGGCCCUACGCGGCGGCCGGGCCCUUUGGGAGUCCGUCGGCCCGGCCGGGCUCCGGCGGGGGCUUCCCUCCCGGCCAGUUCCCUGGGCCGGGCUUUGCGCCCCCCGGCUCGCCCUUCCACCCCCACCCGCCACAUGCGAUGCCACCGCAUCCGCACAUGAUGGCUCCGCUACCGCCACCUGUUGACAGGAGGCAUGCACCGUACUUCGGACAGCCAGACUACAGAGUAUAUGAACUCAACAAAAGAUUACAACAGAGGACAGAGGACUCUGAUAAUUUAUGGUGGGACGCGUUCGCGACGGAAUUCUUUGAAGACGACGCGACGCUCACACUUACCUUCUGUUUAGAAGAUGGACCCAAACGAUACACAAUAGGAAGGACGCUCAUACCGCGAUACUUCCGUAGUAUAUACGAGGGUGGCGUGUCAGAGUUGUACUACACAAUGAGACAGCCCAAGGAGUCGUUUCACAAUACCAGCAUCACAUUAGACUGCGAUCAUUGUACUAUGGUCACGCAUCACGGGAAACCGAUGUUCACAAAGGUGUGUACAGAAGGUCGGCUAAUCCUCGAGUUCACAUUCGACGAUCUAAUGCGUAUAAAAUCGUGGCAUAUGGCGGUACGCGCCCACCGUGAGCUGAUCCCGCGACAGGCGGUCCAUCCGCCGGACCACGCCUCGCUGGACCAGCUCGCGAAGAACAUUACCCGCCAGGGAAUCACUAACUCAACGCUCAACUAUUUGAGGUUGUGCGUCAUACUAGAACCAAUGCAAGAGUUAAUGUCGAGGCACAAAGCGUACGCGCUAUCUCCACGGGACUGCCUCAAGACGACGCUCUUCCAGAAGUGGCAGCGGAUGGUCGCGCCGCCAGGUAAGGCCACACAGUCUCAACGUCCGGCGAGCAAGCGUCGUAAGCGCAAAGGUAGCGCCGGCGCAAAUGCCGCACCCCCCGCACCCGCUAAGAAACGAUCACCUGGACCCAACUUCAGUCUUGCCUCACAGGAUGUGAUGGUAGUCGGCGAGCCGUCACUAAUGGGAGGUGAAUUUGGCGACGAAGAUGAACGACUGAUUACGAGACUCGAGAACACGCAAUACGAAGGCGAUGGCGUCGAAUGGAGCAACCCUCCCCCCGCUUCCCCCGCCAAGACGCCCCCUGGCAACCACUGACGUCACUGGCCCUAGUGGCCCUAGCUGAAUCGCCCGGCGCUGUCGAUAUAAAUAAAUAAUAUAGGCCUUUACGGAUA
Messenger RNA from Pieris brassicae (large cabbage white), 1754 nucleotides. RefSeq names its product LIM domain-binding protein 2-like (gene Chi). Gene Ontology annotation, biological process: positive regulation of transcription by RNA polymerase II; negative regulation of transcription by RNA polymerase II; nervous system development. Bases 319 to 1677 code for a protein of 452 amino acids. The transcript is spliced from 9 exons. Gene Ontology annotation, cellular component: transcription regulator complex; nucleus. Gene Ontology annotation, molecular function: LIM domain binding. The record is from RefSeq and is a predicted model, not a curated record. NCBI's taxonomy places the organism in Eukaryota, Metazoa, Arthropoda, Insecta, Lepidoptera, Pieridae.